ACCAAGGACUCCACGACUUGUGCGGCACAAUAAGUUCAUUCUGCUUAGCAAGUGUCCUUCAGUUCCCCCCACAACAACCUCCAGCGAAACUUUCUCAGAGCAUAAUUUAUUUGGUCGCUAUGAACCCCUUCAAUCCAAAAAUCACUCUCCUUGUCAUUACCACCCUCCUUCUCAGUUUGUGCACAAGUGCGAAGAAGCGCAAGUGUCGGGCUACGCUGAACUCAGACGCCUACGGUAACUCAUGGGAAAAAGCCAAUGUCAAAUGGAAAAGCCCCAAGCACCAAAAGGAAGGCGUAGUCGAGGCCACGAUUCAUGGUCGGAUGGACAUCCCAACGAAUGAGGGCUCAACCAUCAAGUCUCAUGUCUGUUACGCAACUUUGAAAGUCAACCUCACUGAUUGCUCCAUCGUCCUUGGGAAGAAUGACACGGCCGAUCAGGGGUGGGAUCCACACCAUUCACCGAUAUACCGAAACCAGGACACAUGGAAUUGGAACGAGACUCUUACCUUUCGACCGGAUUGUCCAGAAAACAUUCAUGUGGAAGUCUUUGAGCCCUAGAGAGAUUGCAACCUCGGCACAACAUCAGAGAGAAGAAGCCUGUUCGCUCUAGAGAUCGACUCAAUUCAACUUUAUGAUCCGGCCCAAUCCCCUACGGCAAACUUCCGUCUCUACAUAUAUACAUCAAAAAGCGAGUACAUUACACCCCAAACGUAAACAAGAAGGCAUUUGGCUACGGCAUUGUCUUCAGAACUAGACCAAAAAUUCAUACAUAUAAUUCUCAAAUUUAUUGCAUAUUCUAUCAUUCUCCUUCGACUACUUUUGUAAACUUCGUCAACCCAACCAAACCUCGCCUCCCAGUUUAACAAUGGCUUCUUACACGUCCAUAGUGCACCUGGAGCUUAGUAGCGGCUCUGUGCACGGGAUUUGAUUUGAAUUUUUUACACAGAAAAUAUAACCAAAAAUUUGAAAAUGUG
This is a messenger RNA of Puccinia graminis f. sp. tritici CRL 75-36-700-3, 973 nucleotides long. RefSeq lists its product as uncharacterized. The coding region runs from base 120 to 557 and encodes 145 amino acids. The transcript has 2 exons. The record is from RefSeq and is a predicted model, not a curated record. NCBI's taxonomy places the organism in Eukaryota, Fungi, Basidiomycota, Pucciniomycetes, Pucciniales, Pucciniaceae.